CACAGUACAUUCCACCAGGCUGGUGUUCCACUUAGUUCACUCAUUUCAAAUUCAUUCACACCUAAGUCAUAAUAUUGCGUUAUAACAUUACCGUCCUUUAAAUCAGCCGUUAGUUCUAAUUUAGUUGACAUAAUACACGAUUGACGACGCUUGAUAUAUAGCUGUGGCUCCGCCCCGUGGGUGGAACGAAACCUGUGACGAAAUAUCCAGCGAUGACGUCACAUAUGUUCUAAAUGACGCAAACUAAGUUAUUUCUACUGCAGUCCGAGUAAAUUACCAAGAGACGAAAUCACAAUCGAUGUCGUAAAUCUCCGGAUCGUUUCUGCUCUGUCGAGCUCCAGAUGUUUUAGGACUGCAUUUUUAAAAACAAUAGGUACAUCUCUUGUGGCUCAUGGGCAACUCGGCGCAGAAGGAGCCACGGGCCAAACUAAAAAAGCGCCAUGUGGCCAUUCGCAAGUUCAGAAGCAGCUCUCGUGAACCGCAGCCGGAGAAAGCAGAAGAGGUGUACCGAGCUCUCAGGCAAGGCCUGGUUGAGUACUCUGAGGUGCAUCAACUUGAGCUGGACAAACUGAAGAUCAUGCAGAGGAACUCAAGCCCGGGUGUCCUGUAUAAUCUUGACAAGCACAUCAGACUGAUUGAACGAUUCAUAUGUCGUCUGAAAUUCCACGCCAAUACGGUAGAUGAACUGUAUGAGGCUUUCUGUCUCCAGCGGCAUCUCUGUGAUGGGGCCAGUAAGAUGAUUCAGGCCUUUUCCACAUUUCACUCCACAAAGAACACCCGCAAGUGCCUGAAAAGGCUGAAAAAAUGCUACAAGGAGUACAGCAAGAACAUGUGCACUUUUCAGCAAGAGUUGGAGGACACCCUUGGGGAGUUCCAUUUCAAGAUGAAAGGUCUGGAUGGGUCCAUUCAACUCUGUCCAGGCGAUAAAUACAAAGUUUUCAUGCGCUACGGACAUCAGCACUGGAACCUGAAGGGAAAGAUUGGGGUGAACUCCCAGCAGAGCUGGGACACAGAGGAAAAAGUCUUCAGACUGUUCAUCACUGAACUCAUGUCCAUCAAGGUGUUAGAACUGAAAGGUCUGGUAAGUCAAGUGCUGGUGGGCAGUGUCCUCUACAACACAAAGGAGCUGUUCACAGCCAUGCCACAGGUGGUCACCUUGAACAUCAAUGACCUGCAGACUAUAAAGCUCAUCUUGGAAGUCACCUGGUUUCCAUUGCAGGACAUGGAGAAUUUCACCCUGUCCUUUGGCAAGAAGAGGAAAGACUUAGCCCUGCAGACCCCACCACCUUGUGUGCAUAGUCAGGGAACUCAAGAAAACCCCACCUUCCACAGUACCGCCUUUGAGCCUGAGCAAGACAGGGAUAACCUGGCCAUUGACACAGAGGCAGAGCCGCAGCUGGGUGAAGGCAUGGUCUGCAGCCAGGAGGCAAACACGCAGGUCAUGAUUUUGGAAGAUUUGGUUGAGCAGGUACCUGAGCAGGAGAGGUCCAGUCUGGUCAGUGAAGCAGGGGGGGGGCUGGAACUGCAUGAAGUUGUGGCCAGGUGCCCCUCACUUUGCACUGGGCAACCCAACCAGGCUGUUUUAGGUAGCUGUGAAGAAGAGGCUACACUUGCUGAGGGCAGGACUUCAGCCCACCAGAGUCACGCCUCAAGUCUCAAUGAGAUUCUUGAGAGUCCUUUAGCAAGUGAUUUUCUGAGUACCUCUGAUUUUGAGGAUGAAGAUGCAGGUAAUGAUGGACAUCUCCACUCUGACACAGAGUUCUUUGACACUGAGCCAGAGAUACCUAGUGAAACAGGAAGAUGACCUUCUUUGAAGCACUCUGACUGAGGACAGAAGUCACAGGUCAUUGGAAUGGCGAGGAACCUCUGCAGCUGUCCAGUACAGAUGGAUUCUUUAUUUAAUGUAUAUUUAUUGUGGAAUAAAGUUUGGUUACAAUGCGAUAAUUA
Messenger RNA from Scleropages formosus (Asian bonytongue), 1947 nucleotides. Its product is annotated as rho family-interacting cell polarization regulator 2-like. Lineage: Eukaryota; Metazoa; Chordata; Actinopteri; Osteoglossiformes; Osteoglossidae. The record is from RefSeq and is a predicted model, not a curated record. The transcript is spliced from 15 exons. Bases 392 to 1804 code for a protein of 470 amino acids.